This is a messenger RNA of Rangifer tarandus platyrhynchus (Svalbard reindeer), 300 nucleotides long. The record is from the annotation of a GenBank genome assembly. Lineage: Eukaryota; Metazoa; Chordata; Mammalia; Artiodactyla; Cervidae.
AUGAAGGAAGAUGAGAAGAAAACAGAAAAGGGAAACGACUGGUUGACUGGGAUGCACCUGUCUGAGACCACAUCUUGCGUCUCCCACCUGCCUGAGCAACUUGGUGGGGGGAUGGAGGCAUCAGGGAAGAGAGGUCAGCACACACAAAGGGCCUUCUUCUCUUGCAUCAUUUUAAUCACCCUCUCUCUUCACAAGGCAGAUUACUGUCUUUCCUCCAAACUGUGCAAGAAGUGGUGGUGGCACGGGCAUGGCCUAGCUGCACAGUGGACCAAUCUCUCCGUAUUCUGCAGGUUUGUGUAA